This is a messenger RNA of Helianthus annuus (common sunflower), 2847 nucleotides long. Its product is annotated as probable alpha,alpha-trehalose-phosphate synthase [UDP-forming] 10. Gene Ontology annotation, biological process: trehalose biosynthetic process. The transcript is spliced from 4 exons. Gene Ontology annotation, cellular component: cytosol. The record is from RefSeq and is a predicted model, not a curated record. The coding region runs from base 156 to 2708 and encodes 850 amino acids. NCBI's taxonomy places the organism in Eukaryota, Viridiplantae, Streptophyta, Magnoliopsida, Asterales, Asteraceae. Gene Ontology annotation, molecular function: catalytic activity.
CCCCGUUUCAAUAUUAACCCCCACGCGAUUACACACGCACUCUCUCUCUCUAACUUUCUCUCUCUAAAACUCUCUCUCAUCGCCGGCGAUACACCGUACCGGCGGUUCACCGUCAACACGAACGGUUAUACACUUAUACGUAUCGUUUGACUAAUAUGGCAUCAAAAUCUUAUGCAAAUAUUUUGGAUUUGGAACCCGAUAAGCUCUUGGAUAUCCCUCAAACUCCGAAAAGUCUUCCACGAGUGUUGACCAUGCCCGGAAUCAUAGCUGGCGUAGACGACAACAACGUUGUUGAUUCAGAAAAAAUACCAUCUGGUUGUCGAGAACGAAAAAUCAUUGUGGCAAAUAUGCUACCAUUACAUAUACAACGGGAUCCCGAUACUCUAAAACUGACCUUCAGUUUCGACGAAGAUUCACUUUUAUGGCAAUUAAAAGACGGGUUUGAUCCCGAAAGUGAAGUUGUGUAUAUAGGUUCACUCAAGGUUGAAGUAGAUGCUAGUGAGCAAGAAGAAGUUGCUCAGAAGCUUCUAGAAGAAUAUAACUGUGUACCCACUUUUCUUCCUCAUGAUCUUUACAAGAAAUACUAUGGUGGGUUCUGUAAACAUCAACUCUGGCCGCUUUUUCAUUACAUGCUUCCGAUGUCACCAGAUCACGCUGACCGGUUUGACCGGGCAUUAUGGAAGGCGUAUGUAUCCGUAAACAAGAUAUUUGCGGAUAAAGUUAUGGAAGUUGCGAACCCGGAAGAAGAUUACAUUUGGGUACAUGAUUAUCAUCUUAUGAUUUUACCUACAUUUUUGAGAAACCGAUGUAAUCGGGUCAAACUCGGGUUUUUUCUCCAUAGCCCGUUUCCUUCAUCGGAAAUAUAUAGAACUUUACCUGUGAGAGAUGAGAUUCUUAAAGGGCUGCUUAACUGUGAUUUAAUCGGGUUUCAUACGUUUGACUACGCGCGCCAUUUCUUGUCAUGUUGUAGUAGAAUGAUGGGUUUGGAUUAUGAAUCUAAAAGAGGGCAUAUCGGGCUUGAUUAUUUGGGUCGAACCGUUUAUAUCAAGAUUUUACCCGUUGGUAUCCAUAUGGGUCGACUUCAAUCCGUUUUAGAUCUUCCAAUCACGAAGAGAAAAUUCAAAGAAAUAGCGGAAAGAUUCAAGGGGAAAAAAGUUAUAGUUGGGGUCGAUGACAUGGAUAUUUUUAAAGGCUUAAGUCUUAAAUUACUCGCCUUCGAGUAUCUUUUACAGUCGUCCCCUUUACUUCGAGGUAAACUGGUUUUGAUCCAAAUUGUGAAUCCUGCAAGGAGUGCGGGGAAAGACGUUCAAGAAGCAAAACGGGAGACGUAUUUGAUUCUAAACAGAAUCAACGAGGCUUACGGGUCACCCGAUUAUCAGCCCGUUGUAAUAAUCGACCGGCCCGUGGCCCGUUACGAAAAGUCAGCCUAUUAUUCCAUGGCUGACUGUUGCAUAGUCAACGCUGUGAGAGACGGAAUGAAUUUGGUACCGUAUAAAUACAUCGUUUGCAGGCAACACUCGCCUCAUUUUGAUGAAAAUUCAGCCCGUACGAGCAUGUUAGUUGUGUCGGAAUUCGUCGGGUGUUCACCGUCUUUAAGCGGGGCUAUACGGGUCAACCCGUGGGAUAUAGAAUCCGUCGCUGUAGCUAUAAAUUCGGCUGUAGUUAUGAAAGAACCCGAAAAACAAUUAAGACAUGAAAAACAUUACCGGUAUAUAAGCUCACAUGAUGUGGCAUAUUGGGCCCGUAGCUUUAUGCAAGAUUUAGAACGAGCAUCGAAAGAUCAUUAUAACAAACGUUGUUGGGGUAUCGGGUUCGGUUUGGGUUUUCGGGUUGUUUCUCUGUCUCCGAGUUUUAGAAAACUAUCUGGUGACUGUAUUGUCUCUGCAUAUAAACGGUCGAACAAACGGGCUAUAUUUUUGGAUUAUGAUGGGACGCUCGUACCGCAUUCUUCUAUUGUGAAAACGCCUGGCCCGGAACUUAUUAAUGUUUUGAAUACUUUGUGUGAUGAUCCAAAGAACGUUGUGUUUGUUAUUAGUGGAAGAGGAAAAGAUACGUUGAGUGAGUGGCUCGACUCGUGUGAGCGCCUGGGCCUAGCCGCUGAACAUGGGUAUUUCAUAAGAUGGAACCGAAAUUCAGAAUGGCAACCUGGUCUAGUGGGUGGAGACUUUGAAUGGAAGGAAAUUGCAAAACCAGUGAUGGAACGUUAUAAAGAGGCGACAGAUGGUUCGACAAUUGAGAUCAAAAGUAGUGGUCUAGUGUGGCACCAUCAAGAUGCUGACCCUGACUUUGGUUCGUGUCAAGCUAAUGAACUAGUGCUUCAUUUAGAGAAUGUGCUUGCCAAUGAGCCCGCAUUGGUUAAACGGGGCCGGUACAUAGUUGAAGUUAAACCUCAGGGUGUGAGCAAAGGCUUAGUAGCGGAAAAAAUUCUUUCAGUCAUGACAGAACAAGGAGAACCGCCAGAUUUCAUCACAUGUAUCGGAGAUGACCGUUCAGAUGAAGACAUGUUUGAAAGCAUUGUUACAAACACGGCUUCAAACGCAUCAGAUAUAUUCGCGUGUACAGUUGGAAGGAAACCGAGCAAAGCAAAAUAUUACCUUGAUGAUACAACUGAGGUUGUUAAAUUAUUAUCCGGGCUUGCGAAUACAUCACAUCCUAAACCUAGUAAUAAUCCACCUCGGUUUCAGGUAACGUUUGAUGCGGUUUUUUAAGGUACAGAAACAUGACCAAGAAAAUUGUAUAGUUUUCUGUUCUCGGUAUUUAGGAUUUGGUGAGCUCGAUGAAUCUUUCUUGUUAGUUAAGUUUGUUGUUAGUCAAGUUUUGGUUUUAUAUGAGUUCCCAAGUUGGUUC